AUGUCUUGGACGCUUGCGUUCCUCUUGUUGCUGCCCACGACGUCGGCCUUCUCGCUUAUGAAACAUGAUAGCAGCCCUCUUUUCACCAAGUCGUUCCAAGUGCACACGCUCUCCUCGCAGAACUACGACACAAUGCUGAAGGAUUCUGACAUCGUCUGGUUAGUUGAUUAUUAUGCGCCGUGGUGUCCACACUGUCGACACUUCGCCCCCGAGUGGGAACGUGUCGCCAACUUCUACGCUAAGACCGAUAAAGUACAAGUAGGGGCUGUCGAUUGCACCCAGAACAGCGAGAUCUGCAACAAUGAAAACAUCCACGGUUAUCCUGGUGUGAAAAUCCACCAUGUACCGGCAGAUGCAGAGAAGGCGGUGAUGAUGGCACGAGGUGCAAGGGGCAGCAAAUCAGUAGUUGACUGGGCUGAGAGGCUUAUGGAGGAGCACGGCAUUAAGUCUGGCGUGAAUGUGGAGGAACUAGCAGCGCAGUUGAAGAAUUUUAGAAAUGCUGGCUCACUUGAAAUGAAGUACAAACGGCUAUAUGACGCGGGUAUAGCAGCGGUAUCGACCUUUCAGAACGGGUUCUUUAUGGGGUCUAAUGUACUGGAAGGCGAAAGGUACGAUGUGGCCUUGAUGUGGGUGGAAGCACUUGCGGCGUCUUUUCCGAUGGAGAAAAACCGACACGUGCUGGCUAUGCUGGUGGGGUCAAUGAAGACAAGUAAUCACUGGAAUCAUGCUGACUGGAAGAUAUUGCUGAAAAACUGGAAGGAGGCGGCGAGUGACAAGACGUUUCCAGCUAAUCUGUUCACGUCAAGUGAGGAUAAGAGUUAUGUAUUUUGCAAGACGUAUACUUGCGGAUUGUGGUCACUGUUGCACAGUAUCACUGUGAGUGAUGUCAAAGUCAGCAAGAAAUCGGCGACUCAGCCGUGGAAGCCAAGCAGGACCGUGGCAGCUAUUAGGCUGUAUGUCAAGAACUUUUUCGGAUGCGAAGAAUGCAGGGAGCAUUUCAUGUCGUCCAAUCCGGAAAGCAUUGUUAAAGAACUUGCUGUGAGUGACGAGGAAGGGCCCCAUGCUGUUGUUAUGUGGAUCUGGAAGAUGCACAACAAAGUGAAUAAAGCUCUCAAGAAGCAGCAGUGGCCGUCAAAGACAGCAUGCCCAGUCUGCUACGUGGAAAAUGGUGAGCCAAUAUCGCUUGAUCCGGUGCGACUCUAUGAGGACGAGAUUGUCGCGUAUGUAACAAGCGCCUAUGGACACGAUGACGAGGAGAUUUAUGCAAUGGAUGCCGCGUACAACGGCACAAUCGUUGCACUGUGGUCGUCGACGCAAGGCUUUAGCGCAAUGAUGAUGGUUCUGGGAUUCUUCGCGUUGCUCGGAGUAGCCUACAAAACGAGAAGGCACCGAGGCUUUGACCGAAAGAGGAAUAUGAUGCGAGAUCACAUUGCAUAA
Molecule: messenger RNA, 1437 nt
Organism: Phytophthora infestans T30-4
Lineage: Eukaryota; Oomycota; Peronosporomycetes; Peronosporales; Peronosporaceae
Product: sulfhydryl oxidase, putative
Exons: 2
Coding region: 1-1437 (478 amino acids)
Biological process (GO): protein folding
Cellular component (GO): Golgi membrane
Molecular function (GO): flavin-dependent sulfhydryl oxidase activity; protein disulfide isomerase activity
Source: RefSeq, a predicted model, not a curated record